Molecule: messenger RNA, 1723 nt
Organism: Lates calcarifer (barramundi perch)
Lineage: Eukaryota; Metazoa; Chordata; Actinopteri; Centropomidae
Gene: apoeb
Product: apolipoprotein Eb
Exons: 5
Coding region: 100-891 (263 amino acids)
Biological process (GO): positive regulation of nitric-oxide synthase activity; cholesterol catabolic process; lipid transport
Cellular component (GO): intermediate-density lipoprotein particle; extracellular region
Molecular function (GO): lipid binding
Source: RefSeq, a predicted model, not a curated record
GCAGCAACAGCUUCCUGGGACUGUAUAAAAGCCCUCAGUCACCAUUCCGGGAGCACGGACGAAGCUCAACCUCUCAGGUGUAUCUGUCCAAUAGCAAUCAUGAAAGCUGUAGCUCUGAUCCUUGCUCUGGCAGUCAUCACUGGCUGCAAUGCCCGUGCUGUGCGCCAGGCUGAUGCCACCCCAAAACCCUGGGAGGAAACUGUUGAGCGUUUCUGGCAGUAUGUUUCUGAGCUGAAUACCAAAGCUGAUGGAAUGGUGCAGAACCUUAAGGCCUCUCAGCUCAGCAGGGAGCUAGAUACUCUGAUUGCUGACACCAUGGCAGAGCUGUCUACCUACAGAGAUAACAUCCAGACCCAGCUGACUCCCUACACCUCUGCUGAUCAGCUGACUCAGGACCUGCAGCUUCUGGUUAACAAACUGCAGAAGGACAUGGUGGAUGCCAAGGAGCGCAGCACUGAGUACCUGGGUGAGCUCAAGACCAUGAUGGAGCAGAACACUGACGAUGUCCGCAACCGCAUCAACACCUACACCAACAAGCUGAGGAAGCGCCUGAACAAGGACACUGAGGAGAUCCGCAACACCGUUACCACCUACAUGACUGAGCUCCAGUCCCGCACCUCCCAGAACGUGGACACUGUGAGGGAGCAGGUUGAGCCCUACGUCCAGCAGGCUGCCGACACUGCCACCAAGAAGCUGAGUGACAUCACUUCCAUUCUGGAGACCCAGGCUGAGGGCCUCAAGACCCAGCUGGAGUCCACCGCCCAGGAACUGCGCACCUCCUUGGAGGGCAAGAUCGACGAGCUGACCGAAAUCUUUUCCCCCUACGCCACCCAGAUCCGUGAACAGUUUGAGAGCGUCAUCGACAAGGUCAAGGAGACAGCCACUUCCUAAAGAAAGACUCUAAGGGUUUUUUUUAAGGGUUGUAGAUGGUUGGUGAUAGUAGGAGAAAUGUGUGAACCACUGAUUUCUUUAUACCCUGGAAAGGGGGGAGUUGAGAGUUACUGCUGAUAUCUUCAUUUUGGGUGCUCUAGUGUUCAGGGUAAGGGGAUGGAAGAGAGGUAGGAGGGAGGGUGAGGUGCGUCAGCAGAUACACAUCUGUUUGGGAUCUCUGCAUAGUCACCCUCUCUUCUUUUCUUACUGACUCCCUUUCUCACUGAACACAAGCAUCACAGUUAAUAACAGCCUUUAAUACACAAACAGGAGACAUUUUUUGUACUAUGCUUUGCUUUUCUACUUUAACUGUUCUAGCUUUCUACCCCCACCAAAUUUUGUACUGCGUUUCCUACAUUUUGUUUGGUUGUAAAUAAUAACUGCUGAGUUUGAGCCUCAUAGGCAGGGAUUCCAGCCCGUAUCAUCCCUAAACAAACCAAACACAAGUGUCUUUUCAUUUCAAUAAAUGCACUGAAUUGUAAUGAUCAGAAGAUUGGGGGCCACAUGUGUCUUCUAGUUUUUCUAGAGCUGAUACUGAACCACUGAAGUGCCCCCCCUGUAUCUCCAUUUCGUCUUGUUGUGCUUCACAGAGAAGUGGAAUGUAAAAUGACUUGAUGCAAAUAUGACAAUCAGUGAGUAAAGUGUAACGCUGCCUGUCUGUUCUUCAGUCUUGAGUAUAGAGUGUCCCUUGUGUUUCACAUGUCAUAUGCCCACCAUGCUGCUCGCUAAAAGUGCACUGCCUGUGGCCACAGUGCGCUGAACAGUGCUGAGUGAAUAAAGAACCUAGAAAAUA